AUGUCGGAAGAAAUCAAGCCCUUCAAGGUCGAUAUCCCCGAAGACGAGGUGGAAAGGUACUACCGAAAGGUCAAAGACACACGAGUACCUACCAAAGAUAUCGUCCCUGGCGCUGGAAGUGAUUAUGGUUUCACCACCGAAUGGGCCACAGACCUCUAUCACUUUUGGACGGACAAGUACGACUGGCAGGACGAACAGAAACACAUGAACCAAUGGCCUCAUUACACGACCGAACUCGAAGGUAAUAACAUCCACUUCAUUCACCAGCGCUCCGAGGCAGCAUCCGCAUACCCACUUCUCAUGGUCCAUGGCUGGCCAGGCUCCUUUUAUGAGUUCAGCCGUGUUAUCAACGCUCUGAGCGACGCCAAAUCGCCGCAACCAUUCCACUGCGUCGUGCCCAGCCUUCCCGGGUGCUGCUGGUCGUCUGGUCCACCGCGCGGCUGGAAGCUACAAGACACAGCGCGUAUCUUCCACACUCUGAUGCAUCGCUUGGGCUACAAGGAAUUCGCAGUUCAGACCAGCGACUGGGGCCACUGGGUCGGCCGCGAGCUCGGCGCCCAAUGCUCUCACUCUUGCAAAGCCGUGCACUUCAACUUCGCCCCCGCGCCGUUGCCUGAAGGCGCAGAGCUGAUGGAACGGGAGGCAGCAGUCCAAGCCAGAGUCGACGACUGGCUAGAGAACCACUUGAUUGUGAACAUGACUCCAAAUUCAAUCUGUGGAGCAUUUUAUAUUAUAUACUUCCAUAUUCGUGGCAUAGAGUAG
Exophiala viscosa is the source of this 762-nucleotide messenger RNA. RefSeq names its product Alpha/Beta hydrolase protein. The record is from RefSeq and is a predicted model, not a curated record. Gene Ontology annotation, biological process: epoxide metabolic process. Lineage: Eukaryota; Fungi; Ascomycota; Eurotiomycetes; Chaetothyriales; Herpotrichiellaceae. Gene Ontology annotation, molecular function: epoxide hydrolase activity. The transcript has a single exon. The coding region runs from base 1 to 762 and encodes 253 amino acids.